AUCAUGAAAAAAAAAUUGAAUUUGAUAAUAUGCGACGAUAUGCAACACACGUUACAACAUAUUUUAAAUUUUUAUAUGCUAAAAUGGAGGCAAAAAUAACUUUCUCUAGCUUUUUUAUCGGAAAUUAGAAACAUAGAAUUAAAUUUAUAAAACUAAUUGAUUUUAAAUAUAAAUAUUUUAUUUUUUAACAUAGUUGCUUGGUGAUUAUUGAUAGUCAAUUGUUUAAGGGUGCCAUUUUGCUUUCACUCCGCUCUCUCUACGUCCUCCCCAGUUGCUCCCAGAUACAUCUUCAGAAAUGGAUUCGAAUUCAGAUAACGAUAUUUACAUGAUCCACAAACUUGUUGGCACGCAAGUCGAAAGCACAAUAAGAUUUGAAAUCGACAAUGAAAGCGAUCAAGUUUUGUCGGUCACAAUGAUAGAUCCAAAGUCGUUGGGCCUAAAACUAACGAUGGACGAGAACGGAAAUCCCAAACUCGAAGACGACGAGGAAGACGAGGGCGACGACUAUCUGUGCGUUUGGAUCGAGGGCCCCGCCGCCAUCGAAUUGCCAGAAAAGCUGGACUACCCCGUAAUGACGCGCUGCCAGAACUGCGACGUGAACUUCGCCACCAAGUACCAGUACCAGCGUCACCAGUGCGAUUUCAAGCCGGAAAAGGCGGUCCUCAAGACUCCGGUCAAGGCGGAGCCGAAGGAGAACAAGUACGAGUGCGACAAGUGCCACAAACAGUUCGUGCUGGCCAAGAACUACGAGCGGCACGUGGCUGCGCACGAAAACGACAACGAGUACAUAUGCGGCAACUGCGACAAGCGUUUCGUCAACGAGAAUCGGCUGCGCAUCCACCGCGACAACCACUGCAAGAAGGCGGACAUACUGCCCAAGUUCUAUCGCAGCGACAUGACCGUAUGGCAGUGCGGACACUGUCACGAGCUGUUCUCGUCGCCGGUGAUUGCCGACCUCCACUUGACCGUAUGCAAGCGCGACAAUGACCGUGCCACGGACACGGCGCCGCCCGGCGAAGCCGUCGUGCCCGUCGUGGCCGACGUACAAAAAAUCCUGACCGAAAUCCUGCUGCAGUGCCAGUACUGCAACCGCACGUACUCCGAUAAAUCGGUGCUGAUGCGCCACCAGAGCACCCACACGACCGACAAGAACUACGAGUGCAAGAGCUGCGGCGCCGUGUUCGACUCGUACGUGGCGGCCGCCCAGCACUGGCUCAGGCCGUGCGUCGAGACGGCGAACGUGUUUUAUCUGGCCCGGAUGAUAUGCUGCGAGAAGUGUGAGCGCACGUUCAAGUCGCACGAGCUGUUGUACAUACACAAGGUGAAGCAGAAGCAUUUCGUGCCCAAGAUCCACGUGGAUAAGGGGUCCGACGAUUUGGUGAAGGUGAAGGAGGAGCCGCCAAGUAGCGACGAAGAGCAAGCGUCCCCACCUGGAGAAGAGGUGGCCUUGCCUGACGGAGUGACGGUUAAGAAGGAGCCGGGAGUCAAGGAGGAGCCGAAGAAGAAAAAGCGGGGACGCAAAAAGAAGGUGACUAGGGGGCCGAAGAAGUCGCAAUGUCCGGAGGCGGCCAACGGAUUUGGGUAUCAGUGCGAGAAGUGCGGCAAGGUGUUCAAGUCGGUCCAGCUUAUGGACAUGCACCGGGAGAAGGAGCACAACGACAAUGUUACUUGUCAGGAAUGCGGAGAAGUUUUGACAAGCGCCGCUGCACUGACAAUUCACAGCAGGAUUCACAAGAAGUUGAAGCCCUACAUUUGCGACACGUGUGGACGCAGCUACUCACAAACCUCUCACCUAUGGCAGCACAUGCGUUUCCAUCAGGGCAUUAAACCGUUUGCUUGCCCGUACGAGAACUGCGAGGCCCGUUACACCAUACGUCCGGACUUGAAGGACCACAUCAGGAAGGUGCACACCAGAGAACGGCCGUUCAAGUGUAACGUGUGCAACAAAAGUUUCCUAACUGGGUCGGUGUUUUACCAGCACAGAUUGAUCCACACCAACGACAGACGCUACGGCUGCGACGUGUGCGAAAAGCGGUUCUUCCGGGCGGACGCCCUCAAUAACCACAAGAGGAUUCACACGGAUGAAAAGCCGUACGUUUGUACGGCUUGUGGAAAAGCGUUUAGGCAAAAGGGGGACAGAAACAAGCAUUUCCGCACCCAACAUGGUUAAUGGUUGUCUUCGUUAUGUUUAUUUAUUUAGUUUUGAAUUUACUUGAUGUUUGAUUGGAAUUACUUGAAUGUUUAAUUGUAAUCCAAGGCAAAUUUUCAAUUGUUCUUCCAGUUUGUAUUUCAUGUACUCCAUUUGGGUUACCUUCCAAAUGGUCUUUACUGUUGUUCAUCGAAUUUAAACUAGAUAAUUGUGUUUUGUAUUAGUGAUAGCUCAUAGAAUAUUUCAUAUUUUUAUGUGUUAUAUUUCUGUAUUUAAUAAUGUCCCGUGAAGUUCAUUUAACAAUGAACAUUGUUUUAUUUGUUUUAAUAAAAUUUGUUAGUUUCAA
This is a messenger RNA of Aethina tumida (small hive beetle), 2495 nucleotides long. Its product is annotated as zinc finger protein 345. Gene Ontology annotation, biological process: regulation of transcription by RNA polymerase II. Gene Ontology annotation, cellular component: nucleus. The coding region runs from base 296 to 2170 and encodes 624 amino acids. The record is from RefSeq and is a predicted model, not a curated record. NCBI's taxonomy places the organism in Eukaryota, Metazoa, Arthropoda, Insecta, Coleoptera, Nitidulidae. The transcript is spliced from 7 exons. Gene Ontology annotation, molecular function: RNA polymerase II transcription regulatory region sequence-specific DNA binding; DNA-binding transcription factor activity, RNA polymerase II-specific.